This is a messenger RNA of Catharus ustulatus (Swainson's thrush), 3219 nucleotides long. RefSeq names its product Rho guanine nucleotide exchange factor 37 (gene ARHGEF37). The transcript has 13 exons. NCBI's taxonomy places the organism in Eukaryota, Metazoa, Chordata, Aves, Passeriformes, Turdidae. The record is from RefSeq and is a predicted model, not a curated record. Bases 236 to 2284 code for a protein of 682 amino acids. Gene Ontology annotation, molecular function: guanyl-nucleotide exchange factor activity; protein binding. Gene Ontology annotation, cellular component: cytoplasm.
GGGGUCACCCCUGAUCGGGAUCCCCUGCUGGGGUCACCCUGCUCGGGAUCCCCUGCUGGGGUCACCCUACUCGGGGUCCCACUGCUCGGGGUCACCCCCUGCUCGCGAUCCCCCGGUGUCACCUCCCGGUGUGGCCUCCCGGUGUCACCUCCCGGUGUCCCCGCCCGCAGCAGCGGCAGCGCGGCCGGGCACAGCGAGCUGCGCAAUCCCGGCCGCUCCGCAGUGUCCUGCUGAGAUGGCGAGCGCAGAGCCCGGCUCUGAGGAUGCAGCUGAGGCUGAGGAGGCCGUCUACGAGGAGAUGCCCUGUGACAGGAUGGAACUGAGCCAGCGCCUGGCCGUGGAGGAGCUCAUCACCACCGAGGCCAGCUACGUGCACAACAUGCAGCUGUGUGUGUGGGACAUCCGGGCACACCUCCAGAAGAAGCAGCUGCCUGAGCUAGACCUGGAAGGACUCUUCUCUAACAUUGAUGACAUCCUCCAUGUCUCCAGACGAUUUCUGAAGGGUCUGGAGGCCACGGCCGGCCGGGGCCAGGAGCAGCUGCUCUGCAUCAGCACCCUGUUCCAGGAGUUCAAGGAGGAGAUAGAGACUGUGUACAAGAUCUACUGUGCCAGCUACGACCAUGCCCUGCAGCUGGUGGAGAGCUACCGCAGGGACCCCCGGCUGCAGGAGGAGAUCCUGGACACCCUCAGUGCCACCGUACCUCACACGGGCGCGUCAGACCUCAGCUUCUUCCUGGUGAUGCCCGUGCAGAGGGUCACCAAGUACCCUCUGCUGCUGGGGAAGAUCCUGGAGAACACCCCGAGCAGUGCCAGCGCCCACUCAGCCCUGCAGGCAGCGGCUCGUGCCAUGGCCCAGGUCAAUGCCAACAUCAACGAGCACAAACGGCGCCGCGAAGUGGCAACCAAAUACAACAAGGCCGAGCACCUGACGCUGCGGGACCGCCUGGCGCGCCUCAACACCCACUCCAUCGCCAAGAAAACCACGCGCCUCAGCCGGCUCCUCAUGCACGAGGCUGGCAUUGUGGCCAAGACUGAGGACAAGGAGUAUGACGAGCUGGAAGAGAAGUUCCAGUGUGUGGCAUCGAGCGUGGCCACGCUGAAGGAGAACGUGGCAUCCUACCUGGGCCAUUUACAGGCGUUCCUGCUGCCCACCCCACACCAGUGUGAGCUGCAGAUGGACGAGGGCCCUGCCCUGCAGCAUCGCCGCCUCUCUGCACUCCUCCAGAGCUCUGUCUUCCCAGAGUUUAAGCAGCGUGUGGACAGGCUGGUGUGGCAGCCCCUGUGCAGCCUCUCAGACAUGCUGGAGGGGCCCCAGCAGCUGGUCAAGAAGCGCCUGGACAAGCUGCUGGACUACGAGGAGAUCCAGGAGAGGAGGAGCGAGGUGGGCAGUGUGAGCUACGAUGAGGAGGCAGCCAUGAACACCUACCUGGCCAUCAAUGCCCUGCUGCUGGCCGAGCUGCCCCACUUCAACCAGGCGGCCCUGCAGCUCCUGGGGCAGAUCCUGCGCUCCUUCAGCGCCCUGCAGCUGGACCUGGCUGCCCAGGUCCUGCACCACGCAGAAAAGGAGCUGGAGCAGCUGCCCCAUGGCCACAUGCCCCUGCCCAGCUUCUGGAAGGUGGUGGAGGACACCCUGCAGCAGUCGGGUGCUCAGCUCCGUGCCUUCUGCCAGGCCUUUGAGACCGUCACACCGAGCCCUGGCACACAGCCUCUGACCCCUGCUGAGGAGAGGAAGGUCCUUUCCCUUGUGAGCAAGCACGGCCCAGACAAGCUUUACCAAGUGACCAGCAACAUCAGUGGCAGCAGAGACUUGGACCUGACCUUGCUGAGGGGACAGAUCGUGGCUCUGCUGCAGAGCUCUGACACCAAGGGGAACACGAGCAGGUGGCUGGUGGAUGCUGGAGGUCCCCGAGGGUUUGUUCCUGCUGCCAAACUCCGUCCCUACAGCCCAGCACCAGCCCAGCAGUCUGUGAUGCAGCUGCUGUCCCUGGACAGUGGCACAGAGAGAAGGAGACAUUCCUUUGCAUCCCCUGAAGCUCCCAGGCCACAGGUGGCCACCUUCACCCCAACAUUCCAGGUGGUCGCUGGUUUCUCCUUCGCAGCCAGGAGCCCGCAGGAGGUGACCCUGCAGGCAGGGCAGCCCGUGCAGGUGCUGGAGCCCCAUGACAAGAAGGGGAGCACAGAGUGGAGCCUGGUGGAGGUGAAUGGCCAGAGGGGCUACGUGCCCUCCAGCUACCUGGUGACCGUCCCCGUGCAGGACCCCGCGGGCUGGAGCUUGCCCGUGUGAGCGUGGCCAGCCCAGAAAAAGGGCACAGGAUGGGAGCAGCCAGCUUGGCACCCGAGGACACCUCACAGGAGAUGCUGGAGGGAGGCAGCCCCUGGCUGGGAAGGUGGUGGGGACACGGCCCAGGGAUGUGGGCACGAGGAUGGCACUUGGGAGGUGUCAGGGUGCCAGUGCCGUGGGUGUGUUGGCACAAAGCAAAGCAGCACCAGGGAGUCAGGGCGGGUGGCUGCAGUUAUUCAGGGAUUUGCUGAAAUCCCUACAAGUGACAAAUGUGUCCCUGGGGGUGAUGAGGCAGCGUUGUCCCUGGUUGGAGCAGGAUUGAGCAGCAAAGGGCAGCGCUGCAGAGGGGUCCUCAACCAGGCAUGGGGCACUUGGACACCUGGGCACUGAGCACCAGGGCACUGGGGCACUGGGCACCUGAGUACCUGAGAAUUUGGCUACUGGGGUAUCUGAGUACCUGAGAAUUUGACUACCUGGGCACCUGAAUACCUCAGAAUUUGUCUACCUGGGUACCUGAGUACCUGAGAGUUUGGCUACCUGGGCACCUGAGAAUUUGGCACCUGGGCACCUGAAUACCUGAGCCCUUGAGCACUGAGCACCUGGGCAGAUGGGCACUGGGCACCUGAGUUCCUGAGAAUUUGGCUACCUGGGCACCUGAGUACCUGAGCCCCUGGGCACUGAGAAGAUGGGUACUGGACGCUUGAGUACCUGUGAAACUGAGCACCUGAGAAUUUGGAUACCUGGGCACCUGAGUACCUGAGAAUUUGGGCACUGAGUAUCUGAGAAUUUGGCUACCUGGGUACCUGAGUACCUGAGAAUUUGGGCACUGAGCACCUGAGAAUUUGGAUACCUGGGCACCUGAGUACCUGAGAAUUUGGCUACCUGGGUACCUGAGUAUCUGAGCCGUUGGGCGCUGAGCACCUGAGAAUUUGGAUACC